Lolium perenne is the source of this 1068-nucleotide messenger RNA. RefSeq names its product acidic endochitinase. Gene Ontology annotation, biological process: carbohydrate metabolic process. Lineage: Eukaryota; Viridiplantae; Streptophyta; Magnoliopsida; Poales; Poaceae. The record is from RefSeq and is a predicted model, not a curated record. Gene Ontology annotation, cellular component: extracellular region. Gene Ontology annotation, molecular function: chitinase activity.
CUUCGUUCGCAUAGUACUUCAUACUAUUCAGCGACCACCGGCAGGAAAUCGAGAUGGCGAGCAAACAGUCUCUGGCAAUGCUGCUGCUUACCGUGGCCGGACUGGCUGCCGGUGCGCGCGCCGGCAGCAUGGCGAUCUACUGGGGCCAGAACGGGAACGAGGACUCGCUGGCGCAGACGUGCGCGACGGGCAACUUCAAGUUCGUGAACGUGGCCUUCCUCUUCACCUUCGGCAACGGGCAGACGCCCGUGCUGAACCUGGCGGGCCACUGCGACCCGGCGUCCAACGGGUGCACCUUCGUGGGCGCCCAAAUCAAGUCCUGCCAGAGCCAGGGCAUCAAGGUCCUGCUCUCCAUCGGCGGCGGCGUCGUCAGGUACGGCCUCUCCUCCGCGGCGGACGCCAAGAACGUCGCCGAGUACAUCUGGGACAACUACCUCGGCGGCACGUCGGCGUCCAGGCCGCUCGGCGACGCGGUCCUCGACGGCGUGGACUUCGACAUCGAGAGCGGGAACAGUGCGCACUGGGACGACCUCGCGCGGGAGCUCAAGAGACUGAACGCCAGGUUGUCCCUUUCGGCGGCGCCGCAGUGCCCGUUCCCGGACGCGUCGCUCGGCCCGGCGCUCAGGACCGGGCUGUUCGACUACGUGUGGGUGCAGUUCUACAACAACCCGCCGUGCCAGUUCAACGCCACCGCCGGCGUGAGCAACCUGGAGAGCGCGUGGAAGAGAUGGACGGGGAUACCGGCCAAGCAGGUGUUCCUGGGGCUCCCGGCGGCGCCAGCGGCGGCCGGCAGCGGGUUCAUCCAGACGAGCGACCUCAUCUCAACGGUGCUUCCGGUGGUGAAGAAGUCCAGCAAGUACGGCGGGAUCAUGCUGUGGUCGAGGUUCCACGACCUGCAGACGGGGUACAGCGACAUGGUGAAGUCCAGCGUCUGAGUGUGAAUUAAUGCGUGAUUGACAUGUGGAUGUGGACGUGCGAGCGAUAUUGUGUGCAUCGUGUAAGAUUGUUACGCAUAAAAGAAUGUAAACACAUUAAGAUGACAGAAUUCUGUGAAUGUGAUUGCCAAAA